AUAUCCGUCACAUGACAAAUAACUUGCAGUUGCUGGUUUUACAGAUGUGGUGAAUCUCAGCAUGUCGAGAAAACACACUGUAUGUGGAGUGUGUGAAUACCGCAAUAUCAACAAAUCAUCGGUGGUCUGGUGUUCCGAAUGCGCGGAAGGACUUUGUGACGAGUGUAAAGAGCAUCAUGCAGCUUCAAAGAGUUCAAGAGACCACAAUAUUCUUCCAAUCUCCGAGUACCAGAAAUUACCUACCAACAUAUUGGAAAUUACUCAAACUUGUCCAAAGCAUAAUGAAAAAUACCAAAUAUACUGCAAGAAACACGAUUGUCCAUGUUGUAGACGUUGUGUUGUUGAAACGCAUGAUGAUUGCAAAGAGCUAAACGCUAUUGAUGACGUCAUAAAAACGGUUAAAUCAUCGAACGCAUUCUUGGAAAUAGAACAUACAUUAUUGGAACUUUCAGACAAUUUACAGACAUUAAGAAAAGAUCAACAAAAGAACAUUACAAGUCUAAAGGAGAACAAGUCCAAAAUAGAAAAAGAGAUUCAGCAGACACGAUUAAUGAUCAACAACCAUCUGGAUAAACUGCAGGAAAGUCUGAUGAAUGAGUUGUAUGCAGCUGAGGAAAAGGAAAACACGAAAAUAAGUUGUUUUAUAUCAUCCAUACAAGAGAAAGAAAUGGAAAUUACAGAAUGCCAGACUAAUUUAGAUAAAUUAAAACAACAUGCAUCAGACCUCCAAACUUUCUUGGCUAUGAAACACAUCCAACAAGAUGUAAAAAAUAACGAACAAUUCCUAGAAUCGUUUUUGAAAGAAGAUAAAUUGAAUCAUGUUAUCAUUUCUUUUGAAAAAGAAAACACCUUUAAAACUCUACCUACCAUUCUACCCAAGAUGGGAACCAUAAUCUUAGAUACCAGGCCAAGUGAUACCACACUAACAAGACAGAAGAACAAACAAGCACAGAUAAUGGUACCCAUGACGCCUGUUGCUUCAAUUGAUGAUAUUCGACUUACUUUAACACAGACCGUGGAAACAACUGGCGAGGAUAUAACUGGUUGUUCCUUACUACCUGAUGGAAGAAUGAUUUUUACUUGCUACACAAGUAAUAAAAUCUACGUCAUCAAAAACGACGGGUCAUCAGAUUUUAUAUUGCAGCCAGGAGAGCGUACAUCUCAUGUACACUUCAUGGAAGACGGUCAGAAACUUGUUGUUACAUCUGGCUUGAACAAGUCUAUUACGAUAAUCGAUAUGAAAAACAGAAAAGCUGAAAAAUCUAUUCCAGUAGGGCCACAAAUUUAUGGUAUAACUCACAACGACGGAAAAUUGUUCUAUAAUGGAUUUGAGGGUGGAUUAUGUGUUGUAAAUUUAGAUGACGACUCAGUUACACAGCUAGUAAAUGCUAAUUUGUCUCAAUGUAGCGGCAUAGCAAUAUGGUCAGAUCAAAUUUAUCAUAUAAACAUUAAUGAUUCAGUUACAUGCCGUAAUCUUCAAGGAAAACUUAAAUGGAAAACAGAAUCAUUAUUAUCUCUCAAAUGUGCACGCGGUAUUGCGGUAGACAAUCACGGACGUGUGUACGUAUCCGGCUAUCAUUCUAACAAUGUCGUUGUAAUUUCACCAGCCGGAAACAAACACAAAGUAUUGCUGUCAGCGAAAAAUGGUCUUAAAGGACCACAAGCUCUGUUCUUUGAUCGAAAAAAUAACAAGUUACUAAUUUCGAACAAAGAGAAGUUGGCAUUUCUUUAUUCUUUACAAUAGAGUAAGUUUGAAUGUGUUUAAAGACGGUCUUUUAUAUGGGAUAAUGAUGUGUGUUCAAAUGCUUGAAAUUAUGGAAAGAAAAAAUCCAAAGAAAUUCUGAAGACCGAAGACUGAAAAUGCACACACAAAUAUGUUUGAAAAAUUUCAGGAUCAUUUUAUAAACUAAACGUCAUAUAACUAUGGCACGGACAUGGUACAUCGGUACAGAAACUUAACCAGAUGUACAUGAAAAACUAGACAUUACUUUUAUAGAAACUGAAUUAGAAAAAGAGAUUUAACAAAUACGACUGAAAUAUGAUAAUGUCACGAUUGAAUAUUUGAAUGCUGUAGAAAAAGCUGUACCCUUUCAAUAUUGUGUAAAAUUUUUAAUAACAUUC
Mytilus trossulus (common blue mussel) is the source of this 2121-nucleotide messenger RNA. RefSeq names its product tripartite motif-containing protein 2-like. Gene Ontology annotation, molecular function: zinc ion binding; ubiquitin protein ligase activity; protein binding. The transcript has 2 exons. The coding region runs from base 62 to 1744 and encodes 560 amino acids. The record is from RefSeq and is a predicted model, not a curated record. Gene Ontology annotation, biological process: protein monoubiquitination. NCBI's taxonomy places the organism in Eukaryota, Metazoa, Mollusca, Bivalvia, Mytilida, Mytilidae.